Diospyros lotus (date-plum) is the source of this 1730-nucleotide messenger RNA. RefSeq lists its product as uncharacterized. The coding region runs from base 418 to 1473 and encodes 351 amino acids. The transcript has 4 exons. Gene Ontology annotation, molecular function: zinc ion binding. The record is from RefSeq and is a predicted model, not a curated record. Lineage: Eukaryota; Viridiplantae; Streptophyta; Magnoliopsida; Ericales; Ebenaceae.
UUUCUUUCUUCUCACCCGAGACUGCUAGCCUCCCAUUUUGGUCGCCGAUCGCCGCCAUUGCUCUAGCCAUCGUUCGCCUCAGACGCUGUCGCCGCCUCCAUCGCUAUGCGCCGCCUCCUUCGCCAUGCGCUGCCUCCAUAGCCGUGCGCUUCCGUGACCCGUUGGUUCGUUACCGCCUCCAUCUUCGGUCACUGUUGCUUCACCCGCCAGUCAUUGCUUCACUGCCGCCUCUGUCUCCGGUCACUCGCUUCUUUGCCUCUAGUCACCGCUGCUGCAAACAUGGAGCUAAUCAAACCCAAAAGUUAGGGUUCACCUUGAAACAAAUUGCAAGUCAAAAUAACAUCUAGAAGAAAGCGACUACUACAACAUUAGGGAUGGAUUGGGUAUGCAAAGAUUUAGACGGAGUGGAACCAAAAUAUGGGGUUGAUUCCAGCCUUUAAUCAAGUAUUCCCUGCAUCAGAGAAGAGGUACUGUGUGAGGCACAUUUAUACAAAUUUCAGAAAGAAUUGGAAAGGAAAAGAGCUGAAGGACAUGUUAUGGAAUUGUGCAAGGUCAAGCUAUGUCCAGAAGUUCACCAAAUGCAUGGAGGAAGUGUAUAAGAAGUCACAUGAGGCAUAUGAAUAUCUAAAUGAAAUUCCGCCUCAGCAUUGGACAAGGUCACAUUUCCAAACUCAUUGUAAGUGUGACUUGCUCUUGAAUAAUAUUUGUGAAUGCUUCAACAGCUACAUCUUAGAAGCUAGGGAUAAGGGCAUCAUCACAUGCUUAGAAAGCAUAAGAUGUAAGUUGAUGAAAAGGCUUUGGAAAAAAAGGGAUGCUAUGAAAAAAAUUCCUAGUCCAUUGUGUCCUAAAAUACAAAAAAAACUAGAUAAAAUUAAGGUGCUCAGCUUCAACUACAUGUCCACUUGGUCCGGGUGGAGUAAAUGUCAGGUUGUCGGACCAGAAGGCCAAUUUGUAGUUGAUACGAAUGAGAGGAGUUGUAGCUGCAGGAGAUGGGAUCUCACAGGAAUCCCUUGUGAGCAUGCAGUCAAUGCGUUGUUCAUGAAUAGAAAUAAGCCAGAAAAUUUUGUGGAUACGUGCUACACUGUUGAGUCUUAUUUGAAGAUCUAUAACAAUUGUAUCAACCCAAUAAAUGGAUAUGAAAUGUGGCCUAUGAGUAAGGAAGUUGCUAAUUUACCCCCACUAAAACCAAACCCAAAGAAAGGAAGGAGGGCAAAAUUAAGGAGAUUAGAAGCAGAAGAGUUGGAGAAAUUGGCAGCGACUGGAAGGGUUUUAAGGAGAGGAUCAAUUAUGACAUGCACAGUGUGUGGUGUGAAGGGUCAUAAUAAAAGAUAUCAUGGCAAGCAACCAACUGAUGGUGAUGCUGUACAACAAGAUAAUAUCUUUAAUGAUGUAACUCAAACAAAGUCUUGUGCAUCUUUUUCUGUUCCACCAGUGAACCCAACUCUUCAAAAUUGCACCUCUUGCCUAAUGUAAGUCAAUUAUUAUUUUUUUUUUCAUAAUAUUAUUAUGCAACUAAUGAUGGUUAAUAUUUGUGGGUUUUCUUGUAUUGUCUACAACAUAUAGUGAGUUUUCUAUUACUCUUAUAUACAUGUUGAUUGUGCAGGUGAAUCAUCCAGAAAAUGAAGUAUUUACCCACAUAUUGCCACCAUGGUCAGAGCCUAUACCCCCAAACUACAAAGACCCAAAUUUGGACCGAAUAAUUGAUGAGUUAAUGUCGAGGGUAGAUGAGA